Molecule: messenger RNA, 582 nt
Organism: Entrophospora candida
Lineage: Eukaryota; Fungi; Glomeromycota; Glomeromycetes; Entrophosporales; Entrophosporaceae
Source: the annotation of a GenBank genome assembly
AUGACAUAUUCAGCUCCUAUAAUGAUAGGAACUUCAACCUCCUCAACUUCCAUUUUAACAAAAACCUCAUCCUCUUCACUCAAAUCAUCAUACUCUUCAAAUAGCAGUGGUAGUUAUUACUCUUCAACAUUAAUGUCUUGCUCAAGAGAUGGAUUCACCGGAUUGGAUUUUCAUUCCAAAUGUGAUUCCAAGGGUGCCACUAUCACUAUAAUGAAAGUGAAUGGAUCAAGCGAAUUGUAUGGUGGAUAUACGCCUAUUGAUUGGUUGUCCCAAAAUACUUGGGGAUACUGUAAAGAAAGUUUUAUAUUUUGUUUAGAUGACAAGGAUCUCGAUAAAUCCAUCAUUAGUAGAGUCAAGGAUCCAUCAAGAGCCAUCAACUAUUAUAAUAAUUAUGGUCCAUCAUUUGGCACUGGUGAUUUAAAAAUGACAGGAAAUUUCAAAAACGAGUCAAGGUGUUGUUGUCAACAUGGUGAUUACGAACUUCCAAUUAGAGCCAAUUCUGAUGAUAUCCAUUUUUCUGUUGACGAAUACGAAGUUUUUCAAAUCAUUCCCAGGAGAAGAAGAAAAAGAAACAUGGAUUAG